Molecule: messenger RNA, 3846 nt
Organism: Sporisorium graminicola
Lineage: Eukaryota; Fungi; Basidiomycota; Ustilaginomycetes; Ustilaginales; Ustilaginaceae
Exons: 1
Coding region: 1-3846 (1281 amino acids)
Biological process (GO): DNA-templated transcription; aromatic amino acid catabolic process; positive regulation of transcription by RNA polymerase II
Cellular component (GO): nucleus
Molecular function (GO): DNA-binding transcription factor activity, RNA polymerase II-specific; DNA binding; zinc ion binding
Source: RefSeq, a predicted model, not a curated record
AUGAUGCAUGAUCGGGCGCCAUCUUCACAUGCCAUUGACGCUGCUCAACACCAUCACCACCCUCCGUCCGCACAUUACCAAUCCACCUCGGCCAACGGCACGCGCAGCAAUGGCGCAUACUCGCCCGUUCGAGACAGCCAAACGAUGAGCGACACCACGGGCGCCUCGGUGCCAUCCAUGGCUCAAUCGCCUGCCUCUCGCUCCGUCAUACAGGAUGGCGAUGGUGGAUCGGCCAAGAAGGACUUUCAACGCUCCUUCAAGGCAUGCGAUGGGUGCCGCACCAAGAAGGUCAAGUGCGAGCUGGGCGACUUGGCCGCGCCAUCUGAGCCUCCAUGUGCACGCUGCAAGCGCGAGAUGCGCCCAUGCGUCUUCACCAUGUCGACGCGCGGACGUGGGCCCAAAGCGCGCUCGUCUCGAUCGCAAGCGUUUGGUGCGCAUCAUCUCGCCAAGAAUCCACGUACAUCAUCAGCGCAGGAGAUGGACGAGCUCGACGAACACAGCACCGCCUCAUCUGCCAUCGAUGCGCUUGCCGGCGCAGCGCUCGCUUCUCUGCCUGCUACCAAUCCACGGCUCCAUUCGGCUCGUCACGAUGUACCCGUCUCUGCUCUCGACCCUUCGGAUGCACCAAGCAUCGGCAUGAUCUACGGUCUCAAUCGUCACGAUGGCGCGCGUGUGCCAAAUAAGCGCAGGAGACUCUCGAGCGAUGUGAGAUCCUCGGGACGCUCCGACGCCGUGGACGAGCCAACGGACGAUCCAAUUGCAGAGGAAGAUCUGGGCGAUUCGGCCGAGUCUGCGAGCCCAACAGCGGCAGCAGCAACGGCCAGUAACGAGCCUCUUGGUCUGAUUUCUAGGCUCGAUUCUCUACAGCAGUAUGCAGAGGUUGGCUUGCAACACAGCAAGGACGCCCUCAGAGUAUUAGCAGGCGUUGCAGUGGAUUCAAGACAGCCGACCGACGAAGCCGACGGGGAAAGAGGCGCUCACGACCAACAGCAGAACGGUGGCGCAUCAGCAGCCCAGGAGCAAGGCGGCUCCACCGGCCAGCACAAUCUGUCCUCAUUUGCAGAAGCUCGUUCGUCCGAACAGAUAGCGUCAUCUUCCGCAGCUGCUUCCGCCUCCCAAACAGCAUCCGGCCUUCGCACAAGCUCAAAUUCAGCGCAGCGAUCAGCAGCGGCGCUUCUCUACCGCCCAGUCACUCCACCACCGCUCAAGCACAACUACGGCUGGAGCAAGUUCGAGCCAGUGCGGCUCAAACUCGUCAAAAGGAGCGAGGCCAGAUACUUUCUCAACUUCUUCGUUCGGCAGAUGCACUCGUUUGCACCGCACUGCGCACCCCAUCUCCUUGACAAAUCGCCCGAGGCGCUGUCCGAGCUAGUCUGCCGCGAGCCUAUCUUGCUCGGUGCUAUGCUGUCGGUAGCCUCGCGCUAUGAUGUCGCCAACCAUAAUGCGCACGUUACCGCUGUGGACACGUUUCAUCGCAAGAUUUCAAAAUGGACGCAGGAAAAGAUCAGUCGUUCGUUCUUCCUGCCUGCCUCGCACACCAUCGGCACCAUCGAAGCGCUGCUGAUCCUAAGCGAAUGGGCGACGCUCGACUUGCACGAUCGACGCUCCUCGCCCGACGCCAGCUCCGACUCGGAGGAUUCGGAAGAUGGCAUGCAAAAUCAAGAUUUAUCCGACUCGGACGCUGAUGACGCCGACGAGGCUUCUGCUACGAGUCCAGCCACUGUGGCAGCGACGGGCGACGAUCUCAGAUCCGAGCACGAAGGCCAGAUUCCACGACCGGGACGGUCGAAACGAACGGGCGCACGACCCUCGCAAAAACCUCGCCAAGCGGACAUGCGCGAAUCGGAAAAGUUUGACGACACCGCGUGGAUGCUGACGGGAACGGCGCUGCGACUUGCAGAACGACUCGAUUUGCACAACGACGCCACGUACAGUGGCAUCUCGAGUCGCAAUGCAGCUUCACGACGCAACGCAGAGCGUCGAAUGCGUGUGUGGAUGUCCAGCGUUCACGCCGACUGCCAUCUCUCCGUCCGUUUGGGUCGCCGCAUCUCGAGUCCAGGCCUAGCAGCGCCAUUCAUGAAUCUCGUUCGAGAUCGCACACAUCCCUUCCUCCUAAACGCCGAUAUCAGCAACAGUGGUGAGGUUGGUUUCCCAUCGGGCUCCAAUCGUGCCUGGAUCGCUUUCCGUGCCCAUGCCGAACUGCUGCAGAUCGUCUUUCGCACCUGCGAGAAUCUGUAUCGAUCCAAGGCCGUCACCGAGCGGCUGUUGGAAGAUGAAGACUUUGUGCCGGCUCUCAAGUCGAUCCGAGAUGAUCUGGACAAUUGGGCCAACUGGACGCAACCCCGCAUGGAGCCGACGCGCGACAUGACGUCGCUUCGCGUACGUGUGGAGUACCACUAUGCUCGCCUGUACGCCAACGGCAUUGCACUCGACUCGGUCAAGCGCAGUCUGAGGACGUUGCGCACGCACAGGCAGUAUCGUGCAUCGGAAGCGGCAGAGAUUGGAUCCAAGGGAAGGCUAGGAAAAGCAGGCGCGAGUGCCGCCGCUUCGGCAGCUGCUUCGUACACGGUCAGCUUCUCGACGCAUCCUGCCUAUCCAUUUGUGCGUGAGGCGCUCGCAGCAGCGCAGAGUCUCAUCCGCAUCUUGACGGUCGAGCUGGAGACCAUGAUGUGCGCGCCAGCCAGGUGGUUCCUGUUGCUUGUCAUGGCCGCCGUGUUUUGCGUCAAGGCGACCGCGGUCUCGGAUGUCAUUUUGCCGCUCAAGAGAUGCGCGCAAUCGCUGCAGCAGGUUAUUACGGCACUAGAGCGUGCAGCCCCCGACGGCGUACAUCUGGCGAACCGCUACUCGAUGUACCUGCGCCAAUUGGCUAAGCAGUUGGUCUUGACGGAUGCCAAAACCAGAGGAGCGUCCAACAGCACCGGUCAAGCUCGAACCAAGUCGCACACACGAAGCACGUCACAAAUGGCGCAGUCAGAGGCUGCAGGCGGCGCGGCGGUUGCGAACCAGGCGGAACGCUCUUCCGCCGAAAAACCCGGUGACACGACCGACAGACAAGCUGCUCAAGCCUCGGCAGGGUCUCAGCCUCAAACUUCGGCCUCGUACGAGACGCCUACAACUCCAGCUGGGUCGCUUUUUGACCAAGGGUCGAAUGCGAGCGGGCUCACACCUGGCACACGCGGGCAGACUGUUCAAAUGCCUGCUCCCGAGGGGUCCCUUCAAUCUCGUGCAGUGAUGGGUGCACCCGCGUCGGCAGAUGUUUCCGGAUACGCACGUCUUCCCGAAAACACGCGCCAGCUCCACAGAUCGGGCGGCAACGACGUGUGGAACAACACCACGGGUGCUGGAUGGACGCCAGCGGCGCAACCGGCUGCACAGAGCAUGGCGGGCAGCGGCACAGGAUCUUGGUGGAGUACGGCGGAUAUCUUGGCUGGAGAAGUAGAUCCUCAGUUGUUCCUGAAUUGGCUCGACGAUCAGACAUCAACGCUGGCGCCUCCCACGUCGCACCAUCCCCUAUCCUCCUGGGCCAGCGGGGUUCAGUCGGCGACAUCGACGACGGGUGCGCAGCCGCACGUGCAGCGACCACACGCGGGCUCAUUCGGCAGCAUGAUGGCCCCUUCACCUCGCGCGGUCAUCCGGUCGCCAGCGUCGGUCGCGAGCCCAGCGGCUGGCUCUUCUUUCUCAUCAAAGCCGCCGCAUAUGGCAGAAGGCGCUUAUCGGAGUAUGACGCAAUCACAGCAGAUGGCGGGCGCCGAUGGAUCGCAAGCGGAAGAUUUGUUGACGAAGAUGUGGCUGGACGAUGCACUGACCGACCUGGCUGCGGCGGGACUCGAUAUGCCGUUUCUAUAG